CCUUCCGCCGGUGUGCUCACGCGUCAUUAAAAUCCCUCGAGAGCACGUGACUUGGCACUUCGACGUGGUACGAUCGGACAUCAUCAGGGAAGGAAGAGGUGCGACAGCGGAAAGGGACGCCUGCUCACUCUUAUUAUCCAAGCACCCCCACGAACAACGACCACGACGGCCGCCGCCCCCCGAAAUAUAAAGCGCAACUAGUUUGUCUUCGGGCAGAACCGUCAUCUCCCUGCGUCCACUCCGCAGCCGCCCCUCUCGACUCCGCACUACUCCCUACCCUCUCAUCCAACCACCAAGAUGUCCACGGCCACACAUCUCAUCAACACCCUCGUCGAGGAGUUGGCCCAAAAAGCAACCUCCCUCUCCACCCACGACCUCCUCCUCGUCUCGGCCGCGACUCUCAUCGCAACGGCAGUCACUGUCGUCGUGAGGACCGGAGGCGACCGUAAAGCAACGCAGUGGACUGCUGAAGAUGGAACAGUUCUCUCGAGACCGCCUGCCCGCAACGGCUGGAUCCCUUGGUUGGGCGUUGCGCUGCAAUAUGGCAAGAAUCCGGAUGCGUUUCAACGGAAAUGCAGUGAGACGUUUGGUGAUAUCUUUAGCUUGCGAAUCGGCGGAAAGCGGUUUAUCUUGAUCACAGACCCGUUCACCAUCCCCAACGUGUACAAAAUGACCAAAACGCUCUCGUUUUCUCCUUUGGCUGAUCAAGUCACCGUGAACGCUUUUGGCGCUACCAAAGCAUCGCCGAACAAAAACGUGAACGCUGCCAUGCACACCCAGUACGCGCGAUACUUGUCCGGCGAAUCCCUCCGCUCCAUGUCCGAAUCCUUCGCAUCCCACCUCAGCACCGUGCUCUGGGAUGAAUGCAAGGACCGCUCGUCCCAGGAGUUGAGCGACGGGUGGGAAAUCGAUCUGUAUAGUUUCACGCGGUGGGUCAUCUACGCUGCCUCCGCCAAAGCGACCUACGGCGACACAUUCGAUACGAAAUCUACCUACGAUGAUUUCGUCACGUUUGAUAAACACUUCCCUAUCCUUGCCGCGGGUGCACCGUCCAUCCUUGUCCCGGAAGGCCGCGCCGCCCGCAAGCGACUGAUCGCCUACCUCGCUACACUACGCAACUCAACAAUGCAAAACCAAGCGCCGAUCGCGACAGCCCGUGACGAAGUGUUUGACCGGUUCGAGUUUGGUGAUAACGAUCGCGGCGCGUGGACGCUUGCGUUCUUGUGGGCUACACAGGGAAAUUCUACCCCGACUGUGUUCUGGUACUACGCGUACGCCUUAACCCACGGCAAUCUCUUCUCCGCCUUAACCUCUGAGGUCAACCAAGCCAUCACGCCCACCACAACUCCAUCCUCCAACCCCUUUUCGGUCGCCGUCGACAUACCCACUCUGGCAUCCCUUCCCCGCUUCAACGCAACAUUUUCCGAAACACUCCGUAUGGCAUCAUCCACAUUCUCCAUCCGGGUCGCAUUGGAAGACGUACGUAUCAAACACGGCUCGAACGGUCACGAAUACCUCGUUAAGAAGGGCGAGUGGAUUGUGAUUUCGACACGGUUUAUCCAUACCGAUGCGGGGAUUUUCGAACGGUCGGCGGAUUUUGUGGACGAUCGGUUCUUGGACGUCGUGGAGGAAGUCGAGGCCGGUGUCAAUGCCGAAAGCAAUACUCCCACCACCCCUGCUACCACCGCGACUCCGACACGGACGGACAGCGCCAAGGAUAUAGCCAGAACUGCCACAACAACAGCGAAACCAACAAUAAAGAAACCCACCGCCAAGAAAUUCUCAAAAGACGGCAAGCCCGUCCGGCACCACCUCCUCCCCUUCGGCGGCGGCGCCUCGCUCUGCCCCGGCCGUCACUUUGCGAGUUUUGAGAUUAAGCUGUUUGCGGCUAUGAUGAUGUACUUUUUUGAUGUGGAGAUUGUUGGUGGGAAGAAUUCGAAGGAUGAGAAGAGUGAGAAGAAUGGGAAGGAGGGUGAUGAUGUUGGUGAUGUGGAUGAGGGAGUGAGUUUGCCGGAGAUGGAUAUGACGCGCGCCGGUUUUGGUGUGCUCCCCCCUGUGGAUGAUUUGAGGGUGAGGAUCAAGUUGAAGGGGCAUGUGGUGGAGCGGAUGGCUGCUUAGAUAAGAAUGAGGCAAGGAACCUGGGUGAUUGGUUACGGUUCGUGGGAUGUGUCUUUGUGUGGUUCUGUUAUUUUGGAGGCACUUCUGGAACUUGGGUGGAUGAGUUUUGGGGAGAAGGUGAGAGGGCAAUGUGGGACUGGCAUUGCUUUCUUCUCUUUCUUUCUGUUAUACGGCGUUGGUCUUGGCACCGACAUCUGGGCGCGAUUUCGGUCCAGAGGCCGGUUGCUGUGUACUGUAUGUAGCAGUAGAGAUCCGUACAGUAUGUAGGUGUGAGUAGAAGAGACAGAAUACAUGUGUUAGCU
Fimicolochytrium jonesii is the source of this 2420-nucleotide messenger RNA. Its product is annotated as cytochrome P450. Gene Ontology annotation, molecular function: iron ion binding; heme binding; steroid hydroxylase activity. The transcript is spliced from 2 exons. The coding region runs from base 298 to 2118 and encodes 606 amino acids. The record is from RefSeq and is a predicted model, not a curated record. Lineage: Eukaryota; Fungi; Chytridiomycota; Chytridiomycetes; Spizellomycetales; Powellomycetaceae. Gene Ontology annotation, biological process: bile acid biosynthetic process; cholesterol homeostasis.